Molecule: messenger RNA, 1224 nt
Organism: Talaromyces atroroseus
Lineage: Eukaryota; Fungi; Ascomycota; Eurotiomycetes; Eurotiales; Trichocomaceae
Exons: 3
Coding region: 1-1224 (407 amino acids)
Biological process (GO): RNA processing
Cellular component (GO): nucleus
Molecular function (GO): mRNA binding
Source: RefSeq, a predicted model, not a curated record
AUGUCUGGUGAAGUGAAAGCUACCGAGGCGCCUCAGAAUGCCAACGCCGAUGCUGAGAAGGACGUCAAAGACCUGCUCGCGGAAUUGAAGGGAGGCGAAGAGAACAAGACCGAAAAUGGCGCCGCAGCUGCGACUUCCGCUCAAGAGGAUGAUGCUGCGAAAGAAGCUCGUAUCGUCGCAGAAGCAGCCAAGCUUGGUGAAGAAUCGGCCGUGAAAGAGUCGAAGCCUGAACAGAAGACGGAGCGUAGCGAGCGCCCCUUCAAGUCACGUAACUAUCGCGACAACAUUAAAUCCGAUUUCACUUCUCAGAAGACAACUGAUGAUCCAAGCGAGAUCAGAAAGCAGGUUGAAUUUUAUUUCUCCGACUCUAAUCUCCCUAUGGACAACUUCCUUCUGAAGAAGGUCGGUGGAAGUGCCAACCACGCCGUAGAUCUCUCGUUGCUGCACAGUUUCAAGCGCAUGCGUCGUUUCCAACCCUUCAGUGCCAUCGUUGAGGCAUUGAAGUCCUCCGAAACCCUAGAACUUGUCGAGAACGAUACUCAAAUCCGGCGCAAGGUGCCUCUUCCCGAGUCGGUGAAUGACUUCCUCGAUCCCAAUGUUGUCAAGGUGUUCGAGAACGAGGCCAUGGCUCGCAGCGUCUAUGUCAAAGGAUUUGGCGAAGAGGGCCCUACCACUCAAUUUGACAUCGAGGCUUUCUUUGCCCCACAUGGCCCUACAAAUGCCAUUCGUCUGCGUCGUGCCUACGACAAGAAAUUCAAGGGAAGUGUUUUCGUGGAGUUUGACUCCGAGGAGACUCAGAAAAAAUUCCUUGCUUUGGAUCCUAAGCCAAAGUGGAAGGGCCAAGACCUGAUCAUCAAGAGCAAGAAAGAUUAUUGCGAUGAGAAAGUCCGGGAUAUCGAGUCUGGGAAAAUCAAGGCUAGCGGCCGUGGCAACAACAGUGGCCGUGGCCGUGGUGGUCGUGGUCGUGGCCGAAGUGAUCGUGGCCGCAGUGAUCGUGGCCGAAAUGACCGAGAUGAUCGUCGCGAUUGGAGGGAACGUCGCAAGGAGGAUCAAAAGAAGGGUUUCCGUGAAGAUAAACCUACCAUUGACAAGGACGCUCGGGGCGUUCCUGUUAUAAAGAGCACCGUAGACGCAACCCCAUCUGCCUCUGGCCAGAAGCGAGCUCGUGAAGAAGACAGCAACGGAGCACAUGCUGCUAAGAAAGUUGAUGUCAAGGAAGGUUGA